Messenger RNA from Pistacia vera, 2148 nucleotides. RefSeq names its product probable disease resistance protein At4g27220. Lineage: Eukaryota; Viridiplantae; Streptophyta; Magnoliopsida; Sapindales; Anacardiaceae. The record is from RefSeq and is a predicted model, not a curated record. Gene Ontology annotation, molecular function: protein binding; ADP binding. The coding region runs from base 1 to 2148 and encodes 715 amino acids. The transcript has 2 exons.
AUGGAAUUUCUUUCUUCAAUUACUGUGGAGGUCGGAAAGUGCUGGUUCACAGCCGCUGGUGAUCAACUUGGUUACUUGUUUCAUUACAAUGACAAUGUUGAAAACUUGAAAAAUCAAGCUAAGAAGCUGGCAGAUAGCAGAGACAUGGUGCAAAAGAAAAUCGAAUUUGCCGAAAGAAAUGGACAAAACAUCUUCGCUAAUGUUCAAAGUUGGAUAGCUGAAGCUGAAAAUAUUUCCACAACAGCCGAAAAGUUUUUUGAAGAUGAAGACAAAGCCAACAAGCGGUGCCUCAAACGGUGGUGCAUUAAUCUCAAACAACGUUAUCAAUUCAGUAAGGAGGCAAAGAAGCAUACUCUGGUGAUUUCUGAUUACCUCCAGGAAGUGAGAAACUUUGAGAGCGUGUCUUGUCCUGCUCCUCCGUCUGGAAUUGCAUCGUCAUCUAAAGUAUUCUAUUCUGGCCCUUUUGAAUCUAGAAAUUCAAUCAAGAGGAAAGUUAUGAAGGCCUUAAUUGAUGGUGACAGUGUCAGCAUAAUUGGAAUAUGUGGAAUGGGGGGUGUGGGUAAAACCACACUAGUUAAAGAAAUCAGCCAACAUGUAAAAGAAGCUAAGAUGUAUGAUGUUGUAGUGAUGGCGGUUGUCUCUCAAACCCCUAGUAUUAUGAAGAUUCAAAGCGAUAUUGCUGACAUGUUAGGUGCAACAAACUCCUUGCCGCCUAGUUCUGAAAUAGCAAGAGCAAGUUUCCUAUGGGAGAGAAUCAAGGAGAAGGAGCGGAUCCUCCUCAUUUUAGAUGACGUUUGGGAAAGAAUCAAACUGGAUGAGAUUGGUAUUCCUUUUGGGAGUGACCAUAGAGGUUGUAAAAUUUUAAUCACCUCUCGAAGCAUAACCAUAUGCAAUGAAAUGAAGUGUCAACCGAUACAUACAGUUGAAAUUUUAUCAAAACAAGAAUCUUGGGUACUUUUCAGCGAGAUUGUCGGCUCAGAUGUCGAAACUUCUGACAUAAACUCUAUUGCAAGAGAGAUAGCUGCUAAAUGUGGUGGCUUGCCAAUUGCAAUUGUGACAAUAGCAGGAGCUUUAAAGGGCAAGAACAAGCAUGUGUGGAGAAACGCGGCACGACAACUUCAAAAGUCCAACCCCUCUGACAUCCCAGGAGCGGAGGGGAUCUUAUUUUCAUCUUUGGAGCUGAGCUUGCAUUAUCUAGAAAAAGUGGAGUCAAAAUCACUUUUCUUAUUUUGUAGCUUAUUUCCAGAGGAUUACAAAAUUCCAAUUGAAGUUUUAGUGAGAUACGCAAUUGGUCAGAGGUGGUUUAAAGACGAUGAAACAAUAGAAGAUGUCAGAGAUAGAGUUCAUGCUAUUGUAAGUACCAUCACUUCUUCCUUUCUCUUAAUUGAUGAUGGUGAAGAGUAUGUUAAAAUGCAUGAUGUAGUGCGGGAUUUUGCAUUAAACAUAGCUUCUAAAUACAACCACCAAUUCUUGGUAAAAGCUGGCAUUGGUCUACGAGAGUGGACAAAUAAAGAUACUUUUGAAGAUUUCACAUGUAUCUCACUAAUGUCAAAUAAUACUAUAGAGCUACCUAAUGAGGUAGAAUGCCCAAAGUUACAAGUUUUGAUGGUGCAAGGCAGUUCUGAGAUUUUUUUUCCUGGGAAUUUCUUUCCAGGAAUGAAGAAUCUCAAUGUUUUAGACUUGAGUGGAUUCACGCUCUUGUCAUUGCCUGAUUCAUUUUCAUUUCUUUCAAAUCUUAGAACAUUACAUAUUAGUGGUUGCACGUUGGGUGACCUAUCAGUGAUUGGAAGUCUAAGUAAACUAGAGAUUCUUAGCCUUUCCAGAUCUUCUAUUGUAGAGAUCCCCGUAUCCUUUAGCCAAUUAAGUAAUCUCAGGUUAUUAGAUUUGAAUGAUUGUACGAAGUUAACACUAAUACCUCCUGGUGUUAUAGUCUCUCUUAAAAAGUUGGAGGAAUUGUACGUUAAUAGAUUCAGGCAAUGGGAAUCUGAAAGUGAAAAUUUGAAGAGCAAUGCCAAUCUCGUUGAGUUAGAAGCCUUGUCUCGAUUGACUCAUUUAGAGAUUUCUAUUUCAAACCUGGACCUCUCACCAAAAUUGUUGAUACUCAAGAAGUAUGCAUGUCUCACAAACCAACAUAUCAAAAAUACAUGA